AUGGAUGCUUCUGCUCAAUCCUCUGUCCCAGCCAGUGGGCAGGCUUCACUCUAUUCAAUUGACCGCCCUCUAACUAAUACCAUUGAUAACUCUGAAAAAGCCACUGUUGACAAUAGCGAUACUUCAAUUCCACCACGAGUCCAUGGAUGGAAGUGGUUUCUUGUAUGCUGCGUUCUAUAUUCCACUAUCUUCCUGUACGGGCUCGAUACAACCAUUGUUGCAGACGUCCAGGUUCCUAUUGUGGAAAGAUUUGGGUCUGUGGAUAAAUUGAGUUGGCUUGGAACAGGCUUCCCUUUGGGGUCGGUUGCAACUAUUCUUCCAAUUGGCGCUUUUUAUAACAUAUUUGAUAUCAAAUAUGUAUACAUCAUAUCACUCGCUUUGUUCGAGGGCGGAAGUGCGCUAUGUGGAGGUGCCCCUACUAUGAAUUCAUUGAUCGUGGGCCGGGUGAUGGCCGGAAUUGGGGGGUGUGGAAUGUAUCUUGGAGUCCUCAAUUAUAUUGCUAUUUUUACAACCCUUCGAAGACGACCAGUAUAUAUGGGUUUGACUGGCAUAGUGUGGGGAGCAGGAGCUAUCCUUGGCCCAGUGAUAGGAGGCUCAUUUGCAGAUAGCCCAGCGACUUGGAGAUGGGCAUUUUAUAUCAAUCUAGUUCUUGCUGCCGUGACAUUACCCGCCCUUUUCACGCUCCUUCCAAGGUACAAUUCUGCGUCGGCUGGUUCCGUGGUUUCUAAACUCAUGGAGUUCGAUAUCAUAGGAAUGGUCCUUAACGGUGGAAUUUACUUCCUAUGGGUCCUCGCUCUUACCUUUGCCGGGAUCACCUGGAGAUGGGAUGAUGGGCGCAUAAUCGCUUUAUUCGUUCUAUUCGGAGUCACAUUGAUUGCCUUCAUUCUCCAACAGUAUUUCUCCGUGUUCACCACCCCGGCUCGCCGCGCAUUUCCAGGAACGUUUCUCAAGAGACGAUCCUUGGUAAUCCUUUAUAUAAGUACCUGCUGCGCUAACUCAGCAUUCUUCGUCGGAGCUUAUUAUAUACCGCUAUUCUUUCAGUUUACUCGCGGUGAUAGCGCCAUUGCAGCCGCUGUACGGCUCCUUCCAUAUGUGAUGGUAACAAUAACAGUGAUCAUGUCGAGUGGAGCAUUGAUGCCAGUUUUCGGCUACUAUAUGCCUUGGUACUCUGUCAGCGGGGUGUUUUUGGUUGCUGGAUCCUCCCUCAUGUAUACCGUCGAUGCCCACACGCCUACUGCCAAUAUAUAUGGAUACUCUGUUCUUCUUGCUAUUGGAGCCGGAGCCAUAGCACAGGCAGCUUACAGUGUUGCAGCAGCAAAGGUAAAGGAAACCGAAGUGAAUCAGUCAGUUACCUUUAUCAAUCUCGCUCAACUUGGAGCAACGGUUCUAUGUCUCGCUAUCUCGGGAACCAUAUUCCAGAACCAAGCACUUCGGAAUCUCGAAACAGCCCUUGCUGGAUAUGGCGAUUACUCGAGGUCGCAGCUGAUCUCUGCAAUCGCUGGUGCUAAAAGUGAUAUUCUCAUUCAUGGGUCACCCGAAGUUAAGACCGCUGCGAUUAACGCAAUCGUUGCUGCAAUGAGGAACGUUUACGUUUCGCUUAUUGCUGCCGGCGGGCUGGUGUUGGUGACAUCAUUCUUCCUCAAGAGGGAGAAGCUGUUUAUGAAAAUGGAGGCGGUAGGAUAA
Molecule: messenger RNA, 1683 nt
Organism: Microsporum canis CBS 113480
Lineage: Eukaryota; Fungi; Ascomycota; Eurotiomycetes; Onygenales; Arthrodermataceae
Exons: 5
Coding region: 1-1683 (560 amino acids)
Biological process (GO): transmembrane transport
Molecular function (GO): transmembrane transporter activity
Source: RefSeq, a predicted model, not a curated record